Messenger RNA from Lemur catta (Ring-tailed lemur), 1677 nucleotides. RefSeq names its product polo like kinase 5 (inactive) (gene PLK5). Gene Ontology annotation, biological process: mitotic cell cycle; regulation of cytokinesis; protein phosphorylation. NCBI's taxonomy places the organism in Eukaryota, Metazoa, Chordata, Mammalia, Primates, Lemuridae. The record is from RefSeq and is a predicted model, not a curated record. Gene Ontology annotation, cellular component: centrosome; spindle pole; cytoplasm. Gene Ontology annotation, molecular function: protein binding; ATP binding; protein serine/threonine kinase activity.
AUGGAGCCCCGGCCGCGGUGGCCGCGCAGAAGCCGCCAGCUGGUGGCCGCCUUCCUUCGCGACCCGGGUUCCGGGCGCGUCUACAGGCGCGGGAAGCUGAUCGGCAAGGGCGCCUUCAGCCGCUGCUACAAACUGACAGACAUGUCCACCAGCGCAGUGUUCGCCCUCAAGGUGGUGCCUCGCAGUGGGGGUGGGGCUGGGCGGCUGCGCCCACCGGGGAAGGUGGAGCGUGAGAUCGCCCUGCACAGCCGCCUGCGACACCCCAACAUCGUGGCCUUCCACGGACACUUCACUGACCACGACCACGUGUACAUGGUGCUGGAGUACUGCAGCCGCCAGUCUUUGGCCCACGUGCUGAAGGCGAGGCAGACCCUGACGGAGCCCGAGGUGCGCUAUUACCUGUGGCGCCUGGUCAGCGGCCUGCGCUACCUGCACCAGCAGCACAUCGUGCACCGGGACCUGAAGCUGAGUAAUUUCUUCCUGAACAAGAACAUGGAGGUGAAGAUCGGAGACCUAGGCCUGGCCACCAGGGUGGGGCCGGGGGGCCGCUGCCACAGAGUGCUCUGUGGGACCCCGAACUUCCAGGCCCCAGAGGUCGUCUCCAGAAAUGGGCACUCCUGCCAGUCGGACAUCUGGGCUCUGGGCUGUAUCAUGUACACUGUCCUGACCGGCACCCCACCCUUUGUGGCGGCAUCCCUGUCCGAGAUGUACCAGAACAUCCGCGAUGGCCACUACCCCGAACCUGCCCACCUGUCGCCCAAUGCGCGCCAUCUCAUCGCCCGUCUCCUGGCACCCAACCCCGCCGAGCGACCCAGCCUGGACCACCUGCUGCAGGAUGACUUCUUCACACAGGGCUUCACUCCAGACCGGCUGCCACCCCACUCCUGCCACACCCCACCCAUCUUCACGGUCCCCCCGCCUCUGAGCAGGCUCUUCCGGAAGGUGGGCCAACUGCUGCUGUCCCAGUGCCGGCCACCCUGCUCCUUCACUCUGAAAGAGGCCUCGGGUCCUGGAGAGGACGGGCAGGACCCUGACUCUAUGGAGUGGGGCAGCGAGGUCUCCCUGUCUGAGAGGGAGGCUUCCUGCCCGAGGGCCCUCAUCUGCCUACUCACACAGGGCACCCUCCGGAGUGACCUGGCAGGGCCGGAGGGGAGCCCGAGGCCGGAGGUGGAGGCAGCCGUGAGGAACCUGCAGCUCUGCCUGGACGCUGGGCCCUCGGCCACACAGGACCCCCCAGGGGAGCAGCAACCCGUCCUCUGGGCCCCCAAGUGGGUGGACUAUUCCAGCAAGUACGGCUUUGGCUACCAGCUCUCUGAUGGGGGCCGGCGUCCUGCUCAGGGAUGGCACCCACAUGGCCCUGCGCCCCCCAGGAGGGAGGGGACCCUGCCCGCGCCCGCGCCCGCGCCGCCUGCUGGGUCCAGCCUCUGCCUGCUGAGCUUUCUGGCAUCCGAGCAGGUCCUGCUACUGCUCUUCAGCGACGGGACAUUGCAGGUCAGCUUCAGUGGCAUCCAGGUCCAGCUGGUGCUGAGUGGCGAGGGCGAGGGGUUGCUGCUCACCCAGUGGGAGCAGGGCCGCCACAGCACCUCCUACUCCCUGGACAUCCUGCGGAGCCAUGGCUGCACCCCAGCCACCCAGCAGCGCCUUCACCACGCUCUCCGCAUGCUGCAGAGCAUCUAG